Messenger RNA from Pyrus x bretschneideri (Chinese white pear), 2749 nucleotides. RefSeq names its product armadillo repeat-containing protein 7. Bases 296 to 847 code for a protein of 183 amino acids. Lineage: Eukaryota; Viridiplantae; Streptophyta; Magnoliopsida; Rosales; Rosaceae. The record is from RefSeq and is a predicted model, not a curated record. The transcript is spliced from 7 exons. Gene Ontology annotation, molecular function: protein binding.
CUACUUUCCACAGCCGCGUGGCCCGCCGCAACCCUCCUCUGCAGCCAUUAUACCAGAGCUUCGAGUUCGAGGGGUCCCCGGAGGACUUCCCAAGCCAGUUUCCAGGUCGCCGGACGGUCCCGGAACCACCCUGUGUUUUGAAUUCGUCUGCAAGGACGAAUAUUGGUACGGCAGCAGUGUGGCAAGGUUCUUGUACCUCGUUCCACUAGACGACUUAGCAAGUCACCUUCAAAAACACAGGGACUUUAUAUUCCCAUUCCAUUGAGUACCACACCACAAACAAACUCGGGUUAUAAUGUUUACGAAUGAUCGGAGGCAAGAAGAGCGAACUGGAAGAUCUGGAACUCCAAGGCUGCAAUACCUUCAGGAGUUGGUGACUCGAUUUCAGAGUACAACUGAUGAUGAAGAGGCAAAAGAGAAAAUUGUUGCUAAUUUGGCAAACUUUGCUUAUGAUCCUUACAACUAUGCCUUUUUGCGCCAGCUCAAUGUGUUGGAAUUGUUUGUGGACUGCAUAACUGAACCAAAUGAGAAGCUGGUGGAAUUUGGUGUAGGAGGGAUAUGCAAUUGUUGUGCUGAUCCGGCAAAUGCUGCAAUUAUCGCUCAGUGUGGAGGAAUCUCUCUUGUUAUUCAAUGUUUAUCAAGUCCAGUCAGAAACACUGUGAAUUAUGCAAUUGGAUCCCUAUAUUAUCUAUGCAACGCAUCUAACAAGAAGGAGAUUAUAAAGCCAGAGGUGGUUGAUGUCAUGAAGAGAUAUGCUGCAGCUGGAGCAGUAAAUGUCAGUUUCAGUAAUCUAGCCAAGGCAUUUUUGGACAAACAUGUUUCUGAAAACAACUUGAAGGCUAAGUAGUUUUUGUUAUUUGAUUAAGGUAUAAUGCAUGUUGAUUAUUGGUCUUUGUUAACAUUUCUUUCUUUUUUUUUGUUUUUUUUGUGUCGUCCUGAAAACUGUUUACUUUUGUUUUUGCGUAGUUGGUUUCAGCAUCUUUAUCUAAGGACUUGUAUGUUUUUUUACUGUGGAACGUAUUAAGCAAUACCCCCUUGAACUUUAGCCAUGUCGCCAUGUCUGAAACGGUUCAUGAGUUUAUUUACUCUUUCGCGGAAGAUGUUCGUUUUGUUUUUAAAAAUGUUUCUGAGGAGAGUGCACAAUAAAGAAUUUGUAUUUGUUCAUUUUGUCCAAAUAGAGAUUUGGAUGAGUGGAAGAUGUUCAUUUUGUUCUUCACUUUGUUCCUCUCAUCCAAAUCAGGAAUCCCACUGUUGACGACGAAGGCCAGGACAAGAUAUUCUUCCACUCUCUUUAGGAUCCACUGGACUUAGUAAGUUUAAUCUAGAGUCUAAUUUCUAAUAGUUUCCAUUUUUCAUUCUCCUCCUUUCUCGUUUGAUUUCUUCUAGGGUUUGAUGUGUUUAUCCUUAUAUUCGGUUCUCUGUAUUUUUGUUUUUUUUGUUUGUUAUUGUGAUUGAUUAUGCUUGAUUUAUAUGCUUUUGGUCUGAUUGUUCUUAAUUUUUUUCCCUGCCCUACUCUGUCCUUUUUCCAAGAUAGAACUAAUAAAAAGUCCCUCACAAAACUCUUCUUUUUUUUUUUCAAUUGAAAAACAUGGUAGAUAUUAAGGACAAUUUUUGUAUCAUGAGGACAAAAAAAAAAGUCACAUUUCGUGAGGGUGACUGGUUUAUUCUGAGCCCUGUUGGUUAUUCGUUUUGGGAAUCAAUUGUUUCUUAUUCCAAAUGUUUGUGUUUCAUCACAAGAAAUACUUUACUGAGGUUAGUUGUGGAUCCAAAUUUGCAAGAGCAGCAUUCCAAAUUACUUAAUCUUCUUCGAGUAGUCCAUUCUUAUCCUGACUUUUAGUGUCUUUGAAGAAUAUUGACUAGAUAGAAGGCUUGAGGUGAGGGUUGUGUCGUCAUUGUGGAGUUAACAUAUGAAGAUGCAAGAAACAAGGUUCGUUUAAUUUCUUUGACGAUAUUCUUAAGUGCCCAAUCAACCUUUCUUAUUGUAUGUGACAUAGUGAUUAUAACUUUUGGUAUUUGAGGAAUGAGACACUCCAAUUUACUCUGUUAGGUAUAUCGAGCAAGAAAUGACUGAUUCGAUGAGGGGGGAAAUUGUGGAAAUUUAGGGUUUGAAAUUCCAUCGAAAUAGGUAGAAUUUUGUCAACCCCAAGUAGUUUUUCGAUUUUUUCUUUUGCAGUCCAAAGCCCUGAAGCACCCAACGUUUAAGAUUAGACGCCCCAAAAGAGGAAAUUGUAGUUCGAAGCUUGGGAUUGGUUUCUUUUUUCGUUUUGAUAUUUUCUUAUAAAAACUUCACACAUGGUUCUUCAUUCUUGUGUUGCGUCAGGUAGUGUUAUUGCUUUGGUUGUUUCUACCAUUGUUCUUGGUUAUAAUCUAAUGAAAUGCAAAGUCAAAUGCAGUUGAUUGCCCUUUUCUUGCUACAGGUUCUCGGAACACAUACAACAACGAUUCCACCAAUAAGAAGAGAAGAAGGAAAAUAGGACCAAAAGAAGAUUAGGGGUAAACAAUGAUUCAAUCAUACAGAGAGACAAACACAAAAUUUGAGUUGAAGUGAUGAUGAAUUGCUCGAUAACCAUGCAUUGAUGUUAACUUAUGAUUUUGAAUAUCUCGAGAAAUAUCACUAGCAUCGUAGAUUGUAUAUUUUUACAUGUUCGUGUGAUUUUUGUUUGGUUAUUUGGGACACCAAUACAAAUUUGUGUCAUUGACAACAAGUACUAUAUAAGUAUAUAUCGACAGUUCUAGUUUUUGCCGUAUA